AGCGUCUUUUGCAGUACAUCGCCUGGAAGUAUUCCUCAACCUUUGCGGUGUUUGUUUUUGGAUACCUUUUUAUUUAUCUUGUAAAGAAAAUACUUCUUUGUCAUUAUUAAAUUAACAUCAGCUGUGAAAAAUAUUUGAAAACUUUUUUGAUGAUUGAAAAAAUGAUUAGGGAUUUUAUGUUGCGCAUCUGACAUUCCAGGAGAUGCAUGCACAGCCAGUAUAGUUGACAAGCGAAAGGUUAGUUGUUAAACUGCAGAUUACAACGCCUCAAGUUCAACAGCGUGACUUUUUAUGUUCUUGUUGCUGCUCUGGGCUCCUCGAAGAGUAACAAGGAAUAAAAUGAAGAUGUGGUUAGAGGAGGAGCAAACAGGGGAGCAGGACUAUUAUGCGAAUCCAUAUGAAAGUUUUAUAAAGAGGCACCUGAAAAACUCAUAUGGCUAUUUCACAGGAAAGAAUCAGAAUUACCGCAAUGGCUUUCAGCAGUACAAGGAAUGGGAGAAGACGUUUGCAUUUGGUGAAGGCAGCAGCAGUUCAGAAGAGUGUGAUCUUGACUCUGACGAUGAAAAAAGUGCAAUUGAUCACAUUCUAGAAGACAGUCUUGCUUUACAACAAGAGUCUGAACAUGAUCCAGUUUCUUAUGAGGAUAACAGACAAGAGGACAUCAGAACAACACAAGUCAUCUACAGCUGUGAGUCGGGACGAAUGGUUCCUCGACUUCGAGAACCCAGAAACCUCUAUGCUUUGAAUAAAGAGCUGGGACCUCAGCAGGCAGCAAGAUGGCCUUCGGAAAUCCAGGUCCUGAAAGACAGAAUAUCUCAUCUCUACUAUGUUCCCCCAGAACCAGAACCUUGCUACAAACCAACUGGCAUGGAAAGGACUCCGAUGUGUCGUGGAGAGGAAGGUGGAGGGAAAGUGGUUUUUGAAUAUGAUCCAAAAUUACGAUGUAACUGGAUACGUGUGCUUGCCUUGGCUGAGACUCAGAGGCAGGUAUUCCUCAAUAAAUCGAACAUGCUGGAAUGGACUGCAGUACACCAUGACGAGGGAGAAAACUAUCAGUUCAUGCGAUCAUGUGUUGGAGGAUCACGCAAUGGAACAAGCAAGUGUGCAGUGGAGCUUGAAUCUGAGAAUGAUACUACACUGAUUUUCGAGUCACGCUUUGAAAGUGGAAACUUAGCAAAAGCUGUGAAAGUUGGUGACUAUGAAUAUGAACUGUGGCUGCGCUAUGACUUGUACACAGACAAACAUACCCAGUGGUUUUACUUCAGCUUCAGCAAUACCCGUCCCAAUGUGCAGUAUCGUUUCACUAUUGUCAAUCUGCUCAAGCCUGACAGCCUGUACAACAAUGGGAUGAGACCAUUAAUGUACAGUGAUAAAGAGGCAAAUUUGAAGAAAGUGGGUUGGAUUCGUGGUGGUCAAGAUAUCAAGUACUACCGCAACAACCUCAGGUAUAUGACUUCAAAGGGAGAGAAAUCAUAUUUCUCAUUAACAUGGACAGCAGUAUUGGCACAUGAGAAUGACACAGUAUACUGGGCUCACUGCUAUCCAUAUACAUACACAGAUCUGCAGGAUUAUUUAAUGGAGCUGCAAAAUGAUCCAGCCAAAUCACGCAUAUGCAAGCAGCGCAUUCUUUGCCGUUCACUAGCUGGAAACUUAGUUUAUAUCCUUACCAUUUCCUCACCAUCACAAAAUCUGGAGGACAUGAAGCAUAAGAAGGCAGUAGUGAUAACAUCACGAGUCCAUCCAGGAGAAAGCAACUCCAGCUGGAUGAUGAAGGGUUUGCUAGAUUACCUAACUGGCAACUCACCAGAUGCUAAACUUCUCAGAGACACCUUUAUCUUCAAAAUCAUCCCUAUGUUAAAUCCUGAUGGAGUUAUUGUGGGCAACUAUCGGUGUUCCUUGGCUGGCAGAGACCUAAAUAGACAGUACAAGUCCGUGCUGAAAUAUGCUUACCCCUGUGUUGUUCACACUAGAAACAUGAUUCGAAAGUUGUUGCAAGAGAGAGAUAUCAUUGUCUACUGUGACUUGCAUGGCCAUAGUCGUCGUCAGAAUGUCUUCAUCUAUGGAUGUGAGCAAAGGUUUGGCAGUAACAGGCGGCUGCAUGAAAGAAUAUUUCCCUGCAUGCUUCACAAAAAUGCACCAGACAAGUUUUCAUUUGAUUCCUGCAAGUUCAAAGUGCAGAAGAUCAAGGAGGGAACUGGACGUGUGGUGAUGUGGAAUAUGGGAAUCAUGAACAGCUACACCAUGGAGGCCACUUUCUGUGGCUCCAGUUUGGGCAGGAAAAAGGGCUUUCACUUCAGUGUCGCAGACUUUGAAGCUAUGGGUUAUCAUUUUUGUGACACUCUGCUUGACUACUGUGAUCCAGAUAAUACCAAGUAUGCUAAAAUUCUGGAAAAUUUGGAGAACCGGAUGAAAAUGGCAAUUUUGGCCAAACUGGGACGUGAUAGUGCGAAUGACAUAAACCUUGAUGACAUCCAGCUGUCUGACUACAACUUUGGGGAUGUGGAGAGCAGUGAUAUGGGUUCCAACAGUUCUGACUCUGAUGGUCCACCCAUACACAUGCAGUAUCAGGCUGAGAGAAUGAAAAAGAAAAAGAAGAAGCUGAAGAGCCGCAAAGACCGUGAUAAAGGAAGGUUGUCUGGAGCUGAAGAGUCCAAAAAGCCAGUAGCUGCACCACAGAUAGUGGAAGAGAAGAGCAGUAAGCCAAACAGUGAGCAGGUAUCAAAACAGUCAAAGGUAGGGAGUCAGCCACUGCGUUACAGCACACUGUCUGGGAAACGACCCCGCUCCAAUGAUGAGCGAACUGGCAGUGGCAUUCCCAUAUUUGUGCAGGAGCGAGUUGAGGAACGACAGCAGAAGAGACAACAAGAUUAUUUGGAAGCACUGGCAUCAACCUAUGUACAGCAUGGAUUUCCCAUCGAUAAAGAACCAGUGUUUGUAAAAAUGGAGCCUAAAAAAGUAGGUUCUCUGCCAUACAAGGCAUUAUCUUCUCCAGCAGUUGAAGAGCAAUCAGUUGUCCAUUUUCGUUACUCUGGAUCAGAAUCUGGGGGCCAGCAGCCCAUUCCCUUGAGCAUGGAGGGCUUGUGUGCACACCAUGGCCAGAUUUUAGCUGCUCACCUUGCAGGGGGUGCCAGUCUAGGGAGACAAGGGUCUCUUGGGUCAGCCCAGAUACAAUCUCGUGGUUACACUACUUCCUUUCCAGGAGACUCAGCAUUUAAAGUAUGGAAGUUGAUUUCACGACGCCAAGUUGAAUCACAGGAGCUGACCCCUGUGAUGGAUGGCUUAACCACCCUAACACCACUGGAUGAGUUUGUCCGUUCACAGAUCAUACCAUCUCAGAGCAUUUCCCCAUUAGAACGAAGGCCACCCUCAAAACCACAUCUUCUUGAAGUUUCAGCAGCACAGCAACGUCAGCAAGACACAAUCCGAGAGGCUGGCUCCAUGCAGAACCAUGCUAAUGUAAUUAGCCGAACUCAGGAACAUAAAAGUGGCUCAUCAGGCAAGAACCAAUAUCCAAGAACCCAGGUUCCAUAUGCCACUGCUGUCGGCUACAAAGGGUCCACAUCUUCAUCCAUCUUUGCUCAGCCCAUGUCAUUGCAAGGUCAGGCCACUGCAGAUUACCUCCCUGCGCAAGCUGAGUCCAUUGGUGGCAGACAUGUUCAAAGCAGUCACAGCCAGCGUCACAAUCAAGGAGGCAGAAAAAGCAGAUGUGGUAUGCGAGAUGAUGAUGAAGAAGAAAAUGAUGGGACCCUGAAGCCUCACACACUUGGUUCAAGUCUGUUUAAUGAUCUGGACUCUAAUCUGACAAAGCGACCACCCAGAAUAAAGCCAGCACACACCUCACAGGAGAUGGCAGAUGCUGUCGCUGGGAUAAGAAAGUUGCAGCAGUCCCUGCAACAACACCCUCAUGCAACAGCUGCAACAGUCACCUCUGCAACAGGGACUUACAUCCAUCAACUCAUUAAAGAAACUGGCGACGAUAUUCAGGAUCUCACAAAUGAGAUCCAAGAAAAAAUUGAGAACAAACUACAAGAAAUGAGAGAAUUGCAACAUCAUCAAGUUUCAGCAACAGCACCAAACAAAACUGAAAAAACAUUGAUGCGCGCUAAAGCUGAGGGACAGAAAAUGAACAUUCAGGGCACAGGAGAGAAAAGUAUUGCUGCAGACUUGAAGCAGCAGACCAUUCUUGCCAGCACUCAGCAUGCUGCUAAGUCUGGCAAAAAUCCCUCUGUCCACACUCUCAAGCAAGAGGAACUUGUAGAGACCUUUAGCAUUUUGCCGCCACAUCUAGGAGAAAGCAGAAAAAGGGAGGGAAGUGCUCAUAGCAGCAGCAAUCGAGAUGAAUUUGCGCUGCUCCCAGGCAUAGAAGCUGGAGAGAUGAUGCCUCGAGUUAAAUCUGCACGAUCCUGUCGUCAGGUUGUUGUAUGUACAGACUGGAAAAGCCAUUCCCACAAAAAUCUCCCUGAUGAUCUGCAGUGACCACAAAGAUGGUGGCGAUAACACACCAAAAGCCCAACAAUUUCUUCCUCUGUACCGUUCUGUGAGAGCUCCUUUCUUCCGCAACUACACACGAAGAAAAUGAGGAGAGCUGUGCAGAUUUACCUUGUUUAACAAAAUGUAUAACAAGUGUUAUACUAUGCCUUUGAUAGACUACUGUUAGAUUAUUAUACUUUUUUUUUAUCGUUAUAAUUUCUAGUAACUGUAAGACUUGUGUGCUGUGAUGCUGAUUUGUUUUUUAUGUAUCAGUAUGUGUGGAAUUUUUUUCUGGACUAAGCUGUGAUAUUGAAAAAAAAUCUUUGGUAUUAUGCAGUACUGGACUUUUUUAGUUUACAUCUAAAAUGAAAGAACUAUUGAUCCUAUUUGUGGUUUAUCUUUCAUAACAUUUUUAUUAAAAGUGUGAUAUAUUCCUCCAUGCAACUGAAGCUUUUAAUAGACUUCGUAAAUCAUUAAGGAUACUUAAAGACUGGAAUAAACUGCUUUUCAUAAUGUA
Messenger RNA from Pomacea canaliculata, 4987 nucleotides. RefSeq names its product cytosolic carboxypeptidase 2-like. The transcript has 39 exons. The coding region runs from base 292 to 4476 and encodes 1394 amino acids. The record is from RefSeq and is a predicted model, not a curated record. NCBI's taxonomy places the organism in Eukaryota, Metazoa, Mollusca, Gastropoda, Architaenioglossa, Ampullariidae. Gene Ontology annotation, molecular function: metallocarboxypeptidase activity; zinc ion binding. Gene Ontology annotation, biological process: proteolysis.